Messenger RNA from Drosophila rhopaloa, 1451 nucleotides. It is a transcript of the gene Cpr49Ac, whose product is annotated as larval cuticle protein LCP-30. Gene Ontology annotation, molecular function: structural constituent of chitin-based larval cuticle. The transcript is spliced from 7 exons. NCBI's taxonomy places the organism in Eukaryota, Metazoa, Arthropoda, Insecta, Diptera, Drosophilidae. Gene Ontology annotation, cellular component: chitin-based extracellular matrix. The coding region runs from base 84 to 1058 and encodes 324 amino acids. The record is from RefSeq and is a predicted model, not a curated record.
GUCGCCUUUCGAGCAGGAUUACCCAGUCAGCCGGACAACAAGUCAAAGGAUAUUUCCCCCCAAAAAGGAUAAUCAAAGCCAUCAUGUUCACCAAGUCUAUGCUGAGCUUCGCCCUGGUUGUGGCCCUCUUUGCUGUCUGCCACACCAGUCCAGUUCCGGACGAUAAUGGCAAGUAUACUGUUCCACAGCAAUCCUCUAGCGAUGGAAAGUAUCGCCCCAGCGACGAUGGACGGUACCAUGGGAAUACUCAGAACGAAGGACGGAGUGGUUCGCAAGAAAGUUUAGGUCGCUAUCACCACAUGCCACAGCCUUAUAGACAUGUGGACGAUCAGCGUGAGCUCGGAGUCUACCACCACAUUCCCAAUCCCUAUGACGGUGGCUAUGGACCCUAUGCCGGAUUGAAUCUUCCCUAUGUCCAUGACGACAGGCCCUACAACCACGACCUGUACACAACCACGACCACAAAGAAACCCACCACAACCACCAAAAGGACGACGACUUCAACCACUACGACCACCACCACGCCCCGGAAUAUCCUGUUCAACUACGAUGACGAGGGUCGCCACAAGAUUCUGCAUAAGGAAGAGGUCCGCAAGCAGGACAAAUACGAUCAUUCUUACCUGACCGAGAACGGAAUAUAUGGCGAGGAGCAGGCCAAGCUUCACCACACCGGAGGAACCCAUGCCAAGGGCUACUACGAGUACACCGGCGACGAUGGCAAGCUGUACCGCGUGAACUACGCCUCCAACGAUGGUGGCUUCAUGCCCGAAGGCGACCACAUCCAUCCGAUUCCCGAGGCCAUCGCCCGCGCUCUCAAGUACGUGGAGGAGCAGCACAAGGCCAAUGGCGGAGCUCAGUUCGACCAUCGCGGCUUCCGCAUCAAUCACAUGACCAAGGAGAUUAAGGCCCAGAUCAAGCAGAUCCAUUUGGAGACAAUGCCCAAGGAGCUGAGCGACCAGAUCCGCAUGCUGGAGCACGAGGUGGAACUCGCCGAGGAGGAGGAGCGCUUGGAGCAGGUCGAGAUGGAGCGCCUGCGAAAGGCACACAGAUCCCACUAAGUGCGAGUUGCGAGCUCGCCUCAUCCACAGCCAUAUGUUCCCGCUACCCAAGCCCCAGAAACAGUCCUAGUCCAUCCAGAAUCCAAAAUCCAAAAUCCAACACCCAACUCCAUUCCCCAUGCAUUUGCCGUGAUUUGAUCAACGGGCAAACACUAUAACAAGCCAUCGCAAUAACGCAAAAAAAAUCAACAAAAAAAGGAAAAGGAAAAGGAAGGUGAUUAAUAUCAGCAUCGAAUUGCUACCGGAGAAUAUUCGUACAUAUAGUCCGCUUCUAUGUUAUUUCGUAUUUAUUUAUCUGUCGAACUUGUCGAAUUUGACGAUGUUGCUAUGCAUAAGAUAACUAAUUUGUUAUAUGGUAUAUCGAAAUAAAACCUACUAAAUAUUUGUUAUAAA